This is a messenger RNA of Desarmillaria tabescens, 828 nucleotides long. RefSeq lists its product as uncharacterized. NCBI's taxonomy places the organism in Eukaryota, Fungi, Basidiomycota, Agaricomycetes, Agaricales, Physalacriaceae. The transcript has 17 exons. The record is from RefSeq and is a predicted model, not a curated record. The coding region runs from base 1 to 828 and encodes 275 amino acids.
AUGGCCGAAUCUUCACUCAACGGUACUUUUGGUGCAUACCUCAUUGGUGUCAUCGUGUCUGCAUGCUUGUUUGGCGUCACCUGCACUCAAACCUGGUAUUAUUUCACUCGCUACUCUGACGUUACCAUCCUCAAAGUGUGGGUGGCCGCUAUAUGGUUGGUAUUAACGCUACCAGCCAACUACCCGACUCUUACAGGUUUGCACAGGAUUUUGGAAGUUUUGCAUGUAGCAUUCCCUGGCCAUGCCAUUUACUAUUAUGUCAUACUACAUUACGGGGAUCCAGCCGCUCUAGCUCAAGCAAUUUGGACGCUAUGUGUCAACAUCACUGUCACAGGCCUUAUUGGUCUGCUUGUUGACCUAUUUUAUGCCCGACGGAUAUAUUAUUUGUCGAAUCACAACGUGCCCCUAUUGGCUGCCACCAUCAUUCUGCCAGUCUGUCGCUUCGGAACCAGCGUAGGUAUCACCGCGUAUAGCAUACAACUUAAGGACUUCGCUCGCUUUGAAGUCCAUAGUAUGACUAGUCUCGUUAAGGCUUCAGUGCCUAUCCACGUAGUGACAGAUAUACUGGUCGCGGGGUCGCUUUGUUAUUAUCUCCAUAGCAGUCGCACUGGGAUCAAACGUACCGACACGAUGAUUAACAGACUCAUGGUCUACGCGGUUCAUAAUGGUCUUAUAAUAGCGGUUGCGGAUGUCCUUGUCAUUGCCUUUAACACAGCAUACCCUGGCAAUCUUGUAUAUCUCGCAGUCUAUCAAGUCGUGGCGAACUUGUAUUCAAACUCCUUACUUGCUACGUUGAACGCUCGCCGACCUUCUAAGCCUGGUCCAUGA